UGCACAGACAUUCCCGACGAGGCUCGCCAUGGCUGAGGCUUUCGCGGGCGUCUGGAACCUGAUAGACAGCAGCGGUUUCGAUGAUUACAUGAAAGCGAUCGGUGUGGGCUUCGCCACAAGACAGAUUGCAAACCUGACCAAACCCACCACCAUCAUUGAGGUUGACGGUGACAAGAUCACCCUCAAGACCCAAAGCACUUUCAAGAACACAGAGAUUUGCUUCAAACUAGGAGAAGAAUUUGACGAGACAACUGCAGAUGACAGACACAUCAAGUCUCUUGUGACACUAGAUGGAGGAAAACUCAUUCAUGUGCAGAAAUGGGAUGGAAAGGAGACCUCGCUAGUCCGAGAACUGAAGGAUGGAAAAUUGAUUUUGACUCUGACGAUGGGGAAUGUGGUCUGCACCCGCACCUACCAAAAAGCAGAACAAUAUCACUACACUACACUAUAGAAUUAUAUCUUAAUC
This is a messenger RNA of Rhineura floridana, 466 nucleotides long. RefSeq names its product fatty acid-binding protein, heart-like. The record is from RefSeq and is a predicted model, not a curated record. The transcript has a single exon. NCBI's taxonomy places the organism in Eukaryota, Metazoa, Chordata, Lepidosauria, Squamata, Rhineuridae. Gene Ontology annotation, molecular function: fatty acid binding. The coding region runs from base 29 to 451 and encodes 140 amino acids. Gene Ontology annotation, cellular component: cytosol; nucleus. Gene Ontology annotation, biological process: fatty acid transport.